CUAUUACACACAUACUGACUCACUCACUCGCGCUCUCGAGCACAUACAUCCACACGCGCUACUGCCACAGCUCUGCGCGAGCACACCAGUGCGCUUCAACACGCUUCUGCGCAACACCAAUCCCUCUCCAGUCUGCCAGUUUGGACAAAACUUGGUGCCUCCUGAGUGUGAUCGAAUGACUUACGAGAGCAAGAAGAUAUCAGAACACUCAAGCUGUGUCCGGAGGGCAGCGUGUUUUAAGCAGACGAUUAAGGGACAAAUCCCUGCGGAAACCUCUAUCAACCCAUCGGAGACCAAUAAGGCAAUGGAGCGCAAUAACGCACGCAAAUCCGCGACUGCUUUAUAACGGAAUACAGCUGAAGACCUCUGAUUUAUUUUAAAACAGGCUGUUUUAUGACAAGGCAUGACUUUUUAUCAAUACAUGACAUAGAUCAUGUCAUGCACAGUUUGCAUUUGCUGUGCGCAAUGGGCUCAACAGAACUGCCUCUGAAAAGGACAUUCUGAGCAUUAUAAAGACAAAACGGCUUAUUUUGUUUUCUUUUCUUAGUCUGAAUUAUAGACAUUUGUUCCUUGAAGAAGAUCACUAGUUGAACACAGGUCACUUCUUCAAGGCAGCACAUUUUUGGAAAGAUGGAUUUCUGGAUAUCUCACCAAGGGAUUGCAUUUAUCUUUUGCUUCGUUCUGAAAGUCAGCGCAAAAGAAAUUGAGACAUGUGGAGGCCACCUGGAUGCCAGCGAUGCCGGUUACAUCACUUCUCCAGGAUACCCUCUGGAAUACCCGCCCCAUCAGAGCUGCCAGUGGGUGAUCAGCGCACCCGAAUCCUCACAGCGCAUCGUGCUCAACUUCAACCCCCACUUUGAGCUGGAACGACUGGAUUGCAGGUAUGACUUCAUUGAGAUCCGAGAUGGGAGUUCUGAGUCCGCGGAGCUGCUGGGAAAGCACUGCAGUAACAUCGCUCCUCCUGCCAUCAUUUCCUCCGGUCCCGUCAUCCACAUCAAGUUUGUGUCUGAUUAUGCGCACCAGGGUGCUGGAUUCUCCCUGCGCUACGAGAUCUACAAGACUGGAGCCGAGCACUGUUUCCGUAAUUUCAGUGCUUCAACUGGAGUGAUUGAGUCUCCCGGUUUCCCUGACAAGUACCCUCAUAAUUUGGAGUGCUCCUUCAUCAUCAUCGCUCCUCCUCAGACGGAGGUCACACUCACCUUCCAGACCUUUGACCUGGAAAACGACCCUUUGCUGAUGGGGGAAGGAGAAUGCAAGUACGACUGGCUGGACGUUUGGGACGGUCUACCACAAGUGGGACCCCUGAUUGGACGAUACUGUGGGACGAAAAUCCCUCCAGAGAUCCAGUCUUCUACAGGUCUUCUGUCGCUUUCCUUCCACACUGACAUGGCUGUGGCCAAAGAUGGUUUCUCUGCCCGCUAUAACAUGACUCACAAGGAAGUUAGUGACACAUUUCACUGUAGCAAUGCAUUUGGAAUGGAGUCUAGUAAGAUCUCUGAUGAUCAGAUUUCGGCCUCCACCUCGUUUUAUGAUGGUCGCUGGCAGCCCCGUCAGGCCCGUCUGAACAACGAGGACAACGCCUGGACGCCUGGUGAGGACAGCAACAAGGAAUACAUACAGGUGGAUCUUCAGUUCCUUAAGGUUCUGACCGGGAUCGCUACCCAAGGAGCCAUCUCCAAGGAGACUCUUAAGUCCUACUACGUCACCACCUUCAAACUGGAAGUCAGCACUAAUGGAGAGGACUGGAUGAUCUAUCGGCAUGGAAAAAACCAUAAGAUUUUCCAUGCCAACACUGAUCCAUCUGAGGUGGUUUUGAAUCGUGUUCCUCAGCCAGUUCUGGCCCGAUUUGUUCGUAUUCGACCACAAACGUGGAAUAAUGGCAUUGCGCUGCGCUUUGAACUUUAUGGUUGCCAGAUUACAGAUGCUCCAUGUUCAGAGCUCCAGGGAAUGCUGUCCGGGCUCCUCCCUGACUCCCAGAUCUCAGCGUCCUCAGUGAGGGACCUUCACUGGGCCCCUGGAGCGGCACGUCUGGUGGCCAGUAGAUCAGGAUGGUUCCCUGCCCCUGUCCAGCCUAUAACUGGAGAAGAAUGGCUCCAGGUGGACCUCGGGACACCCAAGACGGUGCGAGGAGUGAUAACCCAAGGAGCGCGUAGCGGCGAGGGAGGAACCAGCUCUGAGAACCGGGCUUUCGUACGGAAGUAUCGCCUUGCACACAGCCUGAAUGGGAAAGACUGGAACUUUGUAAUGGAUAGCAAGACUAGCAUGUCAAAGCUUUUUGAGGGAAACACACACUAUGACACCCCAGAGCUGAGACGUUUUGAGGAGCUGCCUGCACAGUUCAUCCGCAUCUAUCCAGAGCGCUGGUCUCCGGCAGGGAUCGGAAUGAGAAUGGAAGUCCUGGGCUGCAACCUGCCAGAAACCUCCACACCAGCUGUAGAGACAUCCAAACCAACCCACCCUUCCUCUGUAGAAACCACCACAACACAGAAACCCAGUCCAGUUACUAGUGCUGCCCUGCCAUCUCACAAAGGACUGUGUGAUUUUGAGCAAGGAUUGUGUGGUUGGACCCUUGACCCGGAUUCUGACCUCAGCUGGGCGCUACACAGCUCCAGCAAAAGCACCGCCUUGGGUCAAAGUCAAGAUCUCUCCAUGGGCUCAAACAGUUUGGGAAACUACCUUUACAUUGAGGCCAGUCCUGAGACCCAGGGCCAGAAAGCCAGGCUGUUCAGUCCCAGUGUGGAUCCUGACACCGGACCUCUCUGCCUGAUCUUCUCCUAUCAGCUGGAGGAUCAGGCAACACUCAGGGUCCUGCUGCAGAACAAACACCAAGAGGAAACCCUCCUCUGGUCCCUCCGUGGAGACCAGGAGCCCAUCUGGAAAGAAGGACGGACCAUCAUACCUCGAUCUCCAAAUGAAUUUCAGGUGGUAAUCGAAGGAUUUUUUGAGGGUGCCAAAGGCCACAUUUGGAUUGAUAAUAUCCACAUGAGUGUGAACACACCGCUGGAGGAGUGUACUCAGCCUUUUCCCGCGUUCCCUCCGGACAUGACCGGGGGAGCCCUACCUGGCAAGAGUGAGCCAACAAUAGAUACGCUGUCAGUACCGCCCGUUUUGCCCAACUGGUAUUACAUAAUGGCUGGUGGAGGAGCCAUCUUGUUCCUGAUUAUUGUCAUUGUCAUGGCCGUUAGCUGUCGCCAUCUUACGGCCAGGAGGAACCAACCCACAAUGGCCUACUACAGCCCCCACAGUGCACAUCACCCGAACGGCGGCGUGCACAGGUCUGGGGUGACACCCAAAUUGACUGUAUGGGUUGAGAAGGGCGAUGGGAAUUCCUACUGGUGAGAGACCUGGACUAAAGGUUUAGAGGUUUGCCUACAAAUGCUGACUUCAUGAAGGAAGUCCUUGAUGAAGCAGAUCUCAGACUGAAGAGUUGGAGGAGAAUGCUUAUUAAAGAACGCUUCCAGAUGCUUGGAUUUGGAUGCAUCCAGAUGAACCCAACACUUCGAUUUUUCUGUUUCCUCAUUCUCUCCGUGUUCUUUUCUUCCUUGGAUACUAACGACCCUGUCUUACUGGUGUGCUCAGCUUGUUUACCACAUCUAGCCAGCUCAUACUCAUCUGGAGGGACCUUCUCCAAGAGUGAAUCUGUAUCCAGCCUCAUGAUGGAUGCCGAGCCAAGAGGACGUGUUAUCCAAUGACCUCAAUCACUGAUCCUGGACUGACUUUGAUCCAGUCUGCUGUACUUAUGUUAAAUCAAUGUGGUCAGAACAUUGGGGAGUUAAGAGCUGUUGUGGACAUGCUGUCUGACACAAUGUUUGCACUUUGACUAGUCCAUGAGAUUGAUCACGAGUACCUCUUUACCUUAUUAUAGCAGAACAAGGGAACAGACCUUUGGUGAAAGAGAGAACACAAAGCGUUCAGAUAAAUUAAAGCAUACAGGAGGGAGCUCCAAUACUGAGAAUGUGCUUCUUAGCACUUUUUGAAUACAACGCAAGCAUGAUUUAAUUAGUAAUAAGGGAAGGUGAAGUAUUGCAUAAAAGGUUUCUGCAUGUAAACAACUUGAGUUAAGACUAAAAAAUGGAGAGCCCACCUAAGCUGUCAUGAUGAACAUUGCCGUAAAAGUCAACAUGAAAUCAAAAUUGAGUUUCUUAAUCCGUGUUCUUGGUCUUAUUGUGAGUGAUUGAGCAGUGCGCAUUAU
This is a messenger RNA of Rhinichthys klamathensis goyatoka, 4192 nucleotides long. It is a transcript of the gene nrp2a, whose product is annotated as neuropilin 2a. Gene Ontology annotation, biological process: vascular endothelial growth factor signaling pathway; angiogenesis; axon guidance. Gene Ontology annotation, cellular component: membrane. The transcript is spliced from 16 exons. Bases 631 to 3339 code for a protein of 902 amino acids. The record is from RefSeq and is a predicted model, not a curated record. Gene Ontology annotation, molecular function: semaphorin receptor activity; vascular endothelial growth factor receptor activity. Lineage: Eukaryota; Metazoa; Chordata; Actinopteri; Cypriniformes; Leuciscidae.